UCCUCUCGCUCGCUCGCUCGCCCAAGUAGGCCUCGUCGUUUUGUUUCACGCCGAAAUUUCACACGCGCCUGCCUGCCUGCGGGAGGAGCGGAGCAACAGAUCGGCGAGAGGCCGCGCGCGUCCUCGAUCGGGCGGGCGCUCGCGCGUGGUUGUGGGUAGAGUAGCAGCUUCGCUUGAUCCGGCGCGGCGCGGCGCGCGUGGCCGGAGUGUUGGCGCAUGAUGAGGAGGUUUCUGCCGGCGGGGGGAGGAGGAGGAGGAGGAGGGGUGGAGCCGUCGUCGUCGGGGCAGCGGGGGGCGGGCGGGGAGGGGGAGGCGGAGGCGGCUGCGGCGGCGGGGCUGCGGUUCGGCGGGGGAGACAUCUCGCUGGGCCCGCACGGCGGCGGCGGCGGGGGCGGAGGGCAUCAUCUGCAGGACGGUAGCGUGGACUUGCUGGCCCGGCACAGCAGCUCGCCGGCCGGGUUCUUCUCCAACCUCAUGGCCAGCAACGGCUUUCCAGGCUCAAAAGGCGGGGGAGGCAGCGGGGCCGAAGCCCACCACCACCACCACCCUUCCAUGGCCAACUCCGGCAGCGGCAGCAGCAGCGGAGGCGGCAGGAAGAUGAAGUCCCAGCUGAGCUUCACGGCCGGGCCGGGGCACCUGUCGCACAUCGCGGAGGACGGCGGCUUCCCCGUCGACCGCGCCGGCCACUCCGCCGGCGCCGAGGCCUCCGUGCCCCGCACCUUCUCGGCCGGCGGCAGCAGCAGCGGCGGGUUCUCCAUCGUCGGGCCGUGGGAGGAGUCCAGGGACAUCAUCUCCACCCUCGGCGGGUACGAGUCCCAGUUCGGCGGCAUGGCGAGCACGUCGGCGCUGGAGAUGGCGGGCAUGGACAGGUACCUGCAGCUGCAGCAUGACCAGGUGCCGUUCAAAGUGCGGGCCAAGCGCGGCUGCGCGACGCACCCCAGGAGCAUCGCGGAGAGGGAACGGAGGACGAGGAUUAGCGAGAAGCUCCGGAAGCUGCAGGAGCUUGUGCCCAACAUGGACAAGCAAACAAGCACCGCGGACAUGUUGGACCUUGCAGUCGAGCAUAUCAAGGGUCUGCAGAGCCAGCUACAGGCUCUGAAGCAUGAGCAGGAGAAGUGCACCUGCUGCAGCAGGCCUUGAUUGACGACGCAGCGAUAAUUAAAAAGGCACACCUUUCCUUGAGUAGCUAGCCACCCCAAAUUAAUUAAGGACGAUGCAGAUACACACUUUCAUUUCCUCGAGAGAUCAGCAACUUUAACGUUCACGGAUGCAUGCACGACGACCAAUACAAUAAAUCCAUAUCGAUCGAUCGUGAUGGAGCCGUUUCGUCGAAACGUGUAAAUUGUUAGAUAGGAGACGGAGGUUAAUUGGAGAGAGGGACACAUGUGUGUGUGCAUGCAUGCAUGCAUGACGAACUGACAACAUUGGAUAUGUACGUACGUACGCACGUACGCUGCUUAAUUUGCAUGGAGCUAUAGCUAGCUAACUGCGAAAUUGCAGCCGCCGUUGUAAUCCCUUGAUUGAUUCUCGAUCGACCCGCUGAUGAUUAAUUAGUUUGUAGUUCUGUCUUAAAUUAAUAUGCUUUUUUUUAUGACGAGGGGAGCGGGGAAAUUAAUAAAAAAACAAAAUUUGG
Messenger RNA from Oryza brachyantha (malo sina), 1633 nucleotides. Its product is annotated as transcription factor bHLH128. Gene Ontology annotation, cellular component: nucleus. The transcript has 6 exons. Gene Ontology annotation, biological process: regulation of transcription by RNA polymerase II. The coding region runs from base 217 to 1140 and encodes 307 amino acids. The record is from RefSeq and is a predicted model, not a curated record. Gene Ontology annotation, molecular function: protein dimerization activity; RNA polymerase II cis-regulatory region sequence-specific DNA binding; DNA-binding transcription factor activity, RNA polymerase II-specific. NCBI's taxonomy places the organism in Eukaryota, Viridiplantae, Streptophyta, Magnoliopsida, Poales, Poaceae.